Sorghum bicolor (sorghum) is the source of this 2541-nucleotide messenger RNA. RefSeq names its product U-box domain-containing protein 34. NCBI's taxonomy places the organism in Eukaryota, Viridiplantae, Streptophyta, Magnoliopsida, Poales, Poaceae. Gene Ontology annotation, biological process: protein phosphorylation; protein ubiquitination. Gene Ontology annotation, molecular function: ATP binding; ubiquitin-protein transferase activity; protein kinase activity. The transcript has 6 exons. The coding region runs from base 347 to 2326 and encodes 659 amino acids. The record is from RefSeq and is a predicted model, not a curated record.
AUCCCAUCCACUCUCAUUCAUAUAAAAAAAUAAAUAAAAAUGGCUUGUUCUAUCCGCUCAACUAAACACAAAACUUAGAUAGCUAUAUGCCUAUAUCUAUGUAAAUAUGGAUAAGACCAUCCUGUCCGACCUUGCCCGCAAUCCAAACACACCUUGACUUUUGGGUGCACUUUGUUCUAGUGCUGGCUUCCACAUUUGACUUAUUGUCCUUGUUCUUCUCUAUUGGAUUUAGAAAUGUUUUCCUGGUUGUCCAUAUAACUGCAUCUAACUAAUUCAGAGCCUGCAUGAUAAUUCUGCUUUGCUUUUUUUUUUUUUUUACAAAUUUGCAUUUAAUAAUUUAUCACCUAUGCACAUACCGAUUAACAAAGAUAUUUUGUAUGCAUAUAUCAUGAUUUUUGCAGUAAGGCAUUAUUUGUCACAUUGUCCAUCUUGCAGGGUGCUGAGCAUCCCAGAUGUCCCUGGUACCGUCAUUCAAGCUACGCAAAGUUCAUGCAAUGUAUUUGUUGUGUCCAAACGGAGACUAAUUAUGAAACUCGCAAGAUAUCCUCAAAAGAGCGAGUCUAACACAAACUUGAGGAUCGAGUCCAUUAGCCAUGAAACAUUUGCACUAUCACAUAGGAGUUUACUGUUUGACAACUUUGCUAGUGAUGAAGCACAAUCAGAUUCAUUCUCCCAAUCCCACAGCUCAUAUAGUGCUUCUAAUGUUGUUCCAAGUUCAGAAAGUUCCGAACAAGUUGCUUCGGGAAGUUCAGGAAUAAAUGCCGCAGGAACACAAGGUAGUAAGAACUAUGAUUCUCUUAGCUCCUUGGGGGAAGCUCUGUGUGCUGCCUCAAACUCCAGCGAAGAGUGCCAAUCUACAGAUGAAGUGUCCAAACUAAGGAAGGAGCUGCAGGAAACCUUAGUAGUCUAUGAUAAAGCUUGUAUAGACCUCGUCAAUGUUAAGAAAAAGAUUCAGGUACUUUCUGUCGAGUGUUCUGAAGAGGCUAGGAAGGUGGAGCAUGCACUAGAGUGGGAGGAAGCUUUGAAGCAGAUGGUAUCUGAUGAGAAGGCGAAACAGCUGAAGGUCAUCAUUGAAGUUGAGCAAGCAAGAAAAUCAUUCACCCGAGAGGCUUAUUCAAGGUACAAGACAGAAAUGGCUACCAGCAUGAUCUCUCAGGAUAAGGUGCAGAUUGUUGAUGCUAUUUUGUCAAAGAGCAGAAGUUGCAGGCGGUAUUCGAAGAAAGAUAUAGAGCUUGCCACUGAUAACUUCUCUGAAGAAAGGAAGAUUGGCGAGGGGGGUUAUGGCAAUGUGUACAGGUGCACCCUUGAUCACACUGAGGUGGCUGUGAAGGUCAUUCAGGAAGACUCCAUUGACAAAACUGAUGAGUUCUUGAAGGAGGUUGAGAUUCUUAGCCAGCUUCGCCAUCCCAACCUGGUUUUGUUGCUUGGUUUCUGUCCAGAAAUUGGCUGUCUGGUAUAUGAAUACCUGGAGAAUGGAAGCCUAGAAGAUCAGCUCUUCAACACCAAAGGGUGCCAACCACUGCACUGGUUCCUCCGGUUCCAGGUCAUCUUUGACGUGUCCUGCGGACUCGCAUUCUUGCACGCAAGAAACCCCGAGCCUAUUGUCCACCGUGACCUGAAACCGGCCAACAUCUUACUGGACAGGAACUACGUGGGCAAGAUCGGCGACGUCGGUUUCGCAAAGCUCAUCUCUGAUCUUGUGCCCGACUGGCAAACCGAGUACAAGGAGACGAUCGUCGCCGGCACACUGUACUACAUGGACCCUGAGUACCAGCAGACCGGCACCGUUCGUCCCAAAUCUGACGUGUUCGCGCUGGGAGUUGUCAUCCUGCAACUCCUUACCGGCAGACGCCCAAAUGGGCUCAUUGUUAGCGCAGAAAACGCUGUGAGAAAUGGCAGGCUCUCUGACAUUCUCGACAGGUCUCAGACUGAUUGGCCGCUUGAUGAGGCAGAGAUGUUUGCCAGGCUCGGAUUGAGAUGCACGGCAUUGAAAUGCAGGGAUAGGCCUGAUCUUGAGUCAGAGGUGCUGCCGAAACUCGAUGAGAUUCUGCACAGGAUAACUUCUGCUGUCAAUUUGAGAAACCCAAAACUGAGUGUACCAAGUCACUUCAUCUGUCCUAUAACACAGGAGUUAAUGGAGGAUCCUCAUGUCGCCGCAGAUGGCCACACCUACGAGCAUUACGCGAUCAGAGCUUGGCUCAAGAGGCACAAGACAUCGCCUGUUACGAGGAGGAAGCUGCCGAAUUCGUCCAUAGUCCCGAACCAUUCCUUGCGUGCCGCGAUACAGCAGUGGAAGUCACAAUUACCAGCUCAGACAAACGAGUGAAAUGGGAGUCAGGUUCAUAUCUCUUCUUGAUUCAGCUGUUAAUAGUGGUGAAAUUGUUUUCGCGAACACGCAAGAAGCCUUUGCUUUUCGGAUGUUAACUUGUUCAAAACCUGUAAAUGAGAAAGGGGCAGCUGUAAAGCAGAGAAUCACGAAGGAUAAUUUUGUAAUUGGAGUGAUAGGUUUUGUGGCCAUAAUAAUGGUCAUCAGUUUUGGAA